AUGCCGGAUCAUUCAACGGCAUACAUAGGCACGGCCUUUGUGGCUGGUGUCUUUUUGGCACUUACAUAUCAAGAACUCACACGUCCUAAGCAAGAGGAGAAUGCAACAGAACAACCGCUUUCAAAAAAUGCCCUAGUCGCCCGACCCGGUCCACCCACUAUUGUGGACGGCAUUGAAGGCUGUAUUGGAAAUACCCCCCUUUUCCGGAUCAAAUCCCUUUCAGACGAAACAGGAUGUGAAAUUCUAGGCAAGGCCGAGUUUUUGAAUGGCGCUGGCCAGAGCUCAAAAGACCGAGUUGCAUUAAGCAUGAUUGAAAUAGCAGAGGAACAAGGUAUCCUUACGCCCCAUUCAGGCGACACCAUCUACGAAGGCACCUCCGGAUCCACGGGCAUCUCACUAGCAACACUAGCCCGGGCAAAGGGCUACCUAGCACACAUCUGCCUGCCGUCAGACCAGGCAAUUGAAAAAUCCAAUCUCCUGCUGAAACUCGGCGCAAUUGUCGACAGAGUGCCUCCAGCACCAAUCGUCGAGAAAGACAACUUUGUCAACCGCGCUCGAGCGCUCGCAAAGACGCACACGGCCUCAUCGGGUGUCUCGACGGAAGAGAACUCCGAUCUCCCCGCGCCAGAUGCUCGCAUGACCCGUGGCAGAGGCUUUUUCGCCGACCAAUUCGAGAACGAGUCUAACUGGCGCGCCCACUACGAAGGUACCGGCCCAGAACUGUACGCCCAAUGUGGGGGCCGCAUGGAUGCCUUCGUGGCGGGUGCGGGAACCGGCGGGACUAUCUCUGGUGUGGCGCGAUACUUGAAGCCUCUGUUGCCUAAGCUUACGGUGGUUCUGGCUGAUCCACAGGGAAGUGGACUUUUUAACCGUGUCGUGUAUGGUGUUAUGUUUGAUGUUAAGGAGAGGGAGGGGACGCGGAGGCGUCGUCAGGUUGAUACGAUUGUUGAGGGCAUCGGGAUUAACCGCGUGACGGCCAAUUUCGAGGCUGGGAAGGAGAUGAUUGAUGACGCGGUGCGUGUUACCGAUGCGCAGGCCCUGGCUAUGGCUCGGUGGCUUGUUGAGAAGGAUGGGAUUUUCAUUGGGAGCAGUAGUGCAGUGAAUUGUAUCGCUGCUGUCAAGACAGCGAGGAAACUUGGCCCCGGUCACCGAAUUGUCACCGUACUUUCGGACUCUGGCUCGCGACAUUUGUCCCGGUUCUGGGCCAAGGCGGGUGAUGUUGGUGGGGCCGUGGACACGAAGCUUGAGGAUGUUAUGAAUGCACGGGAUGAGGAUUUUGAAUAG
Molecule: messenger RNA, 1284 nt
Organism: Penicillium paradoxum
Lineage: Eukaryota; Fungi; Ascomycota; Eurotiomycetes; Eurotiales; Aspergillaceae
Product: putative cysteine synthase
Exons: 5
Coding region: 1-1284 (427 amino acids)
Cellular component (GO): cytoplasm
Molecular function (GO): cysteine synthase activity
Source: RefSeq, a predicted model, not a curated record